Molecule: messenger RNA, 912 nt
Organism: Kazachstania africana CBS 2517
Lineage: Eukaryota; Fungi; Ascomycota; Saccharomycetes; Saccharomycetales; Saccharomycetaceae
Gene: SAM37
Product: SAM complex subunit SAM37
Exons: 1
Coding region: 1-912 (303 amino acids)
Cellular component (GO): SAM complex
Source: RefSeq, a predicted model, not a curated record
AUGGGUCCAAGAACUCUGCAUUUGUGGGGAAACCCAAUGGAAAAGAAGCCAAGCCAGGUUUCCGCAGAAAGUUUGGCUUUGUAUUGGUAUCUGUUAGAGAAUGAAACUGAAAUCGAGCUUGUAUUCUCAAAUAAUGUGUACCUAUCGACAGCUCGGCAGUUACCAUUGUUGCUAAGUGAAAAUGGUGAGCCGAUUUCUGGAUAUCACAAUAUUAUAGCCAGUUUAUGGCGUACCGAGACGAUCAAUGACCGUAAUCAGUUGUUUGAAAAUGUUCUUCUUCAUUUCGUGGAAAGUAAAAUCAAUGAAACUACAGAAUAUCAGUUAUAUUUGAAUAGACUAAAUUACUUCAAUUUUACAAGAUUGGAGUUUACAAAAUUGCUGGCUUGGCCCUUCUCCUAUAAUUAUCCAACAAGCCAACGUAAUAACCUUCGUCAUAAUUUGGGAUUGUCUGAUAAUGAGGAAGAGUCCGACAAACAGGAAGACAUCGAAGAAGAAGAUUUGACACAAUCAAAGACCUUUAAAUUACAGAAGGUGAAAAGAAAGGCUCAGAAAGAACAACUUACUGAUUUGAAAAAUAAUCUUAAAUUCAGGGAAAGGUCGUCUUCUUUGUUGAAAGAAUGGAAAGAAAUGAGAUAUUCUGAGGCCUUACUUUCAGAUAGAAGCAGGAAGAUCCCCGCCGACUAUCUACUCUACGCCAACUUAUACAUUCAAUUAAAUUUACCGGAUGGUAAGCAAAUAAGAGAAGCCAUGAAGUUAAAAUUGGAGUCAAGUUUUUGCAAUAAAAUAGAAUCUGAACUAAAUCACUAUAAUAAGCUGGCUGAUGAAAACUCUUUGAAAUUCAGAGCUCCUACAUUCGCAGAACAAAGUAACGUAGCAACCUCGCUUUAUUACCUUGCAAAGAUGUAUAUCUGA